Messenger RNA from Nicotiana tabacum (common tobacco), 396 nucleotides. Its product is annotated as cytochrome b559 subunit alpha. Lineage: Eukaryota; Viridiplantae; Streptophyta; Magnoliopsida; Solanales; Solanaceae. Gene Ontology annotation, molecular function: heme binding; metal ion binding. Gene Ontology annotation, cellular component: photosystem II reaction center; photosystem II; membrane. The record is from RefSeq and is a predicted model, not a curated record. Gene Ontology annotation, biological process: photosynthesis; photosynthesis, light reaction; photosynthetic electron transport chain.
AUGGAGUCUAGGAAAGAUCGAAGAAAUGACAACAGAAGAAAUCUAGUAGGGUCACAACCUAAUCGAGAAAGACAUCAGCCUUACGUUAGAGGCACCAUCAUGCCACCUUUCUCUUUGACUGUAAAAGAAUAUGUGGAGCUCGACAUGUCUGGAAGUACAGGAGAACGUUCGUUUGCUGAUAUUAUUACCAGUAUUCGAUACUGGAUCAUUCAUAGCAUUACUAUACCUUCCCUAUUCAUUGCGGGUUGGUUAUUUGUCAGCACCAUUUUAGCUUACAAUGAGUUUGGAAGCCCUCGGCCAAAAGAGUAUUUUACAGAGAGCCGACAAGGAAUUCCAUUAAUAACUGGCCAUUUUGAUCCUUUGGUACAACUUGAUGAAUUUAGUAGAUCGUUUUAG